AUGGCAUAUCUGAGCUUUCGGCCAAAAGGUGAUGUGAGCAUCUGCUUCGCAACCAGAGUUGUGAGCUAUCCCAUGCAGCACGACGACAUUUUGGAUGAUGCAAUGCAGGAGCAGGGCUCGCUUCCACCUCGUGCAACCACCUGGGAGCUCAGCUCCUUCGGCUUACGGUCCGUUCCCUGUGACAUCAAAGAACGGGCCAGAUGGCGUUGCUGGAUCAAGGCAGAUGGCAGGCAGUGCAUUGGACGCGCCAGAGGUCUUGGCCCACAAGUCUGCAAGCGGAAUUGGUUUCUCUCGAGUCGGCUCGAGCAGUUGGUAGGGCUGGGGGUGGAAGCCGAUCCUGUAGGGAUGUCCUUUGCAUCGCAGAUUGUUGUGGACUGCCGUGGGCAUUUGCUGGGUCGCCUGGCAUCUGUGCUGGCGAAGGAGCUGCUGAAUGGACAGCACGUCGUGUGCGUCCGUUCCGAAGACGUCAACAUCUCUGGCUCCCUGUAUCGCAACAAGCUGAAGUACGCGGCCUUCAAGAGGAAGCACAUGAACUCCAACCCUCGACAGGGGCCUUUCCACUACCGAGCACCCUCCAAGAUCCUUUGGCGCACCAUCCGUGGAAUGGUUCCCCACAAGACCGCCCGUGGCGCAGCCGCCCUGGACAGGCUGAAGACCUUCGAGGGCAUCCCUCACCCCUACGAUCGCAAGAAGCGAAUGGUGGUCCCCAGCUGCCUGAAAGUCCUCCGCCUGCGCCCCGAGCGGCGCUUCUGCCGCCUCGGCGACCUCUCCAAGGAGGUGGGCUGGAAGCACGGAGCCCUGAUCGAGCGCCUGGAGUCACAGCGAAAGGUGAAGAGCGAAGCCUUCCACAAGAAGAAGACGGCGACCCUGAGGGCCAAGAACGAGGCCAAGAAGGCUGUGAAGCUCUCUGCGGACGACAUGAAGGCGCUUGAGGAUGCAGGCUACGCAUGA
This is a messenger RNA of Symbiodinium necroappetens, 951 nucleotides long. The record is from the annotation of a GenBank genome assembly. Lineage: Eukaryota; Dinophyceae; Suessiales; Symbiodiniaceae.